GAUUCGGAUUGUGAAGCCAAAGCCAGUACUUGUACAGUCGCGAAAGGACAGUCAGAAUGAAUUGAAAGAAGUGAAUAGUUGUUUAAUGUCGGUGUCGAAAAUAGCGUAAUGCGUAGAGCGUUAUUUGUUCUAACGAAUCGAAUUCAUAACGAUGCGGUGAUCUAAAGAAUGAUGUGAAUAAUUUUCUACCAUCAAAUGUGACAGAAAGUUCGAAAUUCGGCCAUUUUCGCCAGGCAAGAAUGAUGUGAUCCUUUUUUUUCUCUUCUCUUCUUCGAUUGAUAGUAUUUUCCGUCAUUGUUUUCCUUCUACAUCGAUCUCAUUUUAUUCGGCAUUUGUUGACGUAAUUUAACAACUUUUAAUUGAUAAGGCAUGUUGUCUGUGAUAUUAGCAUUCUAAGAGCCUACUUUCGUUUCGUAUAACACUCCGUGUUUUUUUAGUCAUUCUUGUAAAAAAAAAUUACUAAUAGGGUUACCUUUCUUAUUUUUAUAAUUUUUCUAUUCUACACAUAUCGGAAAUCGUUUAUUAAUUAAAAAUGGUGGCCACGUUAAUAGACGAGAGUCAAAAAGAAGAUACCUUUAUCGGAGAUAAAGCGGACUGUAUGAUUGAUAUGAAAGAGGAAGGACGUCGCAAACGCAGAAAGAAAAAGACAGCCAACAGUUUAGUAACGUCAUGUUUUCAUGAUCUAUAUAAAUUGAAAGGCGAAGUUUUAGGACAAGGAGCGUACGCAUCGGUGGAAACUUGCGUAAACAUGCUAACAGAUCUGGAAUACGCUGUAAAAAUUAUAGAUAAAGUGCCGGGACAUCCGAGAAAUCGAGUCUUCAAAGAGGUAGAAACGUACUACCAGUGCCAAGGGCAUCCCAAUAUUAUCCAGAUGCUGGAAUUUUUCGAAGACGACGACAGGUUCUACCUGGUGUUCGAGAAAGUAGACGGUGGGCAGUUAUUGAACCGUAUUCAAGAGAGGGAGCAUUUCACCGAAAGAGAAGCGAGCCAAAUUAUUCGCGACCUCGCCAAUGCGCUGAAUUUUCUUCACAAUAAAGGAAUAGCUCAUCGUGACUUGAAACCCGAAAACAUAUUGUGCGUUUACCGAAACCAGCUCAGCCCAGUGAAAAUAUGUGAUUUUGAUCUGGCUUCGGCCAUUCAAUUCAAUUCAGGUCAUAACGGUCCGAUGAGCACUCCGCAGUUGUUAUCACCGGUGGGAAGCGCCGAAUACAUGGCUCCGGAAGUAGUUGAAACGUUCAUCGGCGAAGAUUGUAAUUAUUACGACAAACGCUGCGAUAUGUGGUCUCUCGGAGUAGUUACCUACAUCCUUCUGUGUGGCUAUGCUCCAUUCUAUGGAAAUUGCGGUUACAACUGCGGCUGGGAACGUGGAGAAGCUUGCCAUACGUGCCAGGAGUUAUUAUUCUACAGCAUCCAGCAAGGCCGGUUCGAAUUUCCGGAAAAAGAUUGGAAAUACAUCUCGGACGACGCGAAGGAUCUAAUCCGAAAACUAUUGGUUAAAAACGCGCAUUGUCGAUUGAGCGCCGGCGAAGUUCUCAAACAUCCGUGGAUCAAUCCUGGUCCCAAAGAUAACGACUUCCUGGCCACUCCCGAAGUCAUCAAAAGAAACGAUAGUUUGAAAAAAUUGUCCACCUUCGCGGAAUCCGCCAUGUCUGUCAAUCGAGUGAUCGUUCAACACUUCAGCAUGAACUCCGUCGGACCAAUGCAGAAGGAUUCCAUUUACGGCCUUUCGCCUCCAUCGGAAUCGGCUCUAAUGCAAAGGCGUCAACGCAAGUGAAUCGAACCCGUGAUCCCCCCGCCCACCUCCCCACCCAUCUCUUUUGAUUAUCAUUAUUGUUUUUGUUCUCUUUUUUCCGUAUAAAUCGCUAAUAUCCGUUAAAAUUAAUUUUCUUAUCCAAUAAGAUGAUUUCUGUUUCUCGCUAAUUUUAAUCAAUCUACCACCUAGUAUCUAUGUAUGUAUGUUUUUUUUCUUUCUUUGUUUACGAAAGAAAAAAUAUUGAUCGAAUUAUGAAUUCGAGCCCGCAUCUUCCCAUCGUGACGUUCGUGUUUUCUAUCUAAAAACAGACGAGUUUUUAUUCAUCCGUAUUAAAAAGUUAAUGGUUAUGUUGCUAUAAUUUAUAAUUCAUUAUAGGUUUAUAAUAUGUACGUGAAAUUAAAAUUUAAAAAAAAAAAAAAAAAAAUUAUAAAACAAAAAAAAAUAAUGAAAAUUUUUAUAACGGUGAAAUCGCGAAAAAAAAAUCAGUUACUAACCAAAGAAAAAACGUUGUUUAUCAACUCUAUUUUCAAACGUUCGUACACGUCCGCAUCAAUCAAUUUUCUAUUUUAAUAGAUCGGUUCGAUAUUUUUGGAAAAACUAUAAUUUUUGCGAAUCACUUUACGAAACGUGCCACAAGUUUUUGAGAACUUUGACUGAUCUUGAGAAAUACAAAAUGUAUUUUCGGAUAAAGCACCGAUUUGGCUGUUUAUUUUGUUAGCUAUGUAUUUAUUCGAAUAAUAAUCAUCUUAUAUAGAAUUAUUAUAAUACUCUCUGUUGAACAUCGUCGGCGCGAGAUGCUUUUAUGUAUUCGUUUCGUACACACUGGUAGUGAUCACUCUAGAAAUAACAGUUGCAAGUUUCAUCUUCUUAGCAGUAUUAUAUGUGAAAAUAUUGACGCGAUGAGAUCUGUGGAUCCAGUGAUGUGAUAUUUAACGUGUUAUGUUAUGAAAUGUUAAUUUUAAUGACUAAAUUCAUUCUAAGUACGUAUUGUGAUCGCAUGUGUAACAAAAUAUGUUCGUCGUCUCGAAAGGUUUAUAUUAUUAUUUGAAAAUCGUACGCUUAUUAUGACGAUAAUUCCCUAGUAUUUAUGUUUCGAUAAAUUUGUUCGAGUACGUAAACGUAUUUUUAUUUAAAUCCAGUAACCCAAGGUUAGGUCUCGCAAGUCGAAAAAAUAUCUACGAGUAUUCGACUCUGUGUAUUACAUUUUGAUAAAUUUGAUUAUAAAGUGAUUUUUUCCCCUCAAAAAAAAAAAAAAAAAGCAUGGAGGAUUGAGAAAGUUGGUACGAAGAACUGCGUACUCGGUGACGCUUUUUGAAGGCUAGAUCUUUGAAAUAUUUUAGAAAAUUGUAUGAAAUUUUGACCAUUCUUGAAAAUUGAGAAAAUUGUUCGCGUUUAGGUACUUUCCAAUUUUGAAAUCGUUAUAAAUGACAAAUUUUACGCGACCAUUUUCAACAUGUACAGGGAAUUUUUGAAGGCUCAAACUGAACUGUUACCUUUCGAAACAUGUAAUGUAAAGUACACACUAGCCAUUUCAAAUCAAGUUUUUUUAAAUUUUGUAUUUUAUUUUUCGAUUUUGUGGACAAUCCGACAUCUCUCUCGCUACAUGUAUCGUAAUCGUGUGAUCAAACAUCGAUCAAUAACGUACUUCGAGUUUGGCCUAUACUGAAAUAGGAAAGAUAUACGCUUUUACAAUUAAUUAAUUUAAUGUUAGGCUAUAUAAACGAGAACCAGCUAUAAAAUGUAAUACACCGGCUGAUGAGGACUAGCCAUUGGGAAACUUAUUAUUAAUAAGUAUUUGAACUAAGUGAGCAAGGGAAAGAGGUAGGGAGACAUUUGAAAAACUAUUCGAACCCUAAUUCGCAAAAUUUGUCGCUAACAAUCAAAUUUGUACCAUUAAUUUAUACCUCCAACUUUUUUUAAUUUUGUUUUUUCUUUUACAUUCUUAUUUUUUUAAAUAUUAUUAUCGGUUCUUCCUUUUUUUUUUCCUUUUUGUAAAAAUGUUAGUGUGAUGAUGAAUCGAUACGUCGUCGUUGUCGUGUUGCUUCUGUAAUAUUAUUAAAAAAAAAAAAAAACUUCGUAAACCAAAACUUCGCGAUUGAUUAGAAAAUGCUCGGUUUUGCUUCGCAAGUCAAGCAUCGUCAGUAUUGCAGGGUAUAUUUUUUUUAAAUGGCGUAUUCGCUUACGCGAUGGUCUUUUUUUUACUAUACGAAAGUCGUUGGUUUUUGUAAUAAUUGUUAUCACAUGGAAAGUUUAAUGCUAGAAAAUACAUAUGUGUCGUAUGUAGGUAAUAUGUACAUCUUACACGUGUACAAUGUACAUAUUGAUGUAUGUAAUGUACACAUUCGUAGUUUACCCAGGCAAUACUACACCAAAGAGUCGGUGAUCGCGAAUUAGAAUUUUUCUCACAACCUAGAAUAGCUUGCGUAAAAUUGAAUAAAGAAAAAAAAACCACGGAAUACAAAAAUAGGCAGGAUGUAUCGAAUGUUGUGACAAUUUGUAUGUGUAUAAUAUUAAAGAUGUACGUAUACGUAACCGCGUAUCUUCGUAAUUACAAAAUACGUGUAAAUGUGCCAAUUGGAUAGAUGUAAAUGAUACAUACGAGUAUAGUAUAUAAUGUGUAGGCGAAGCAAUAUGAUUAAAACCUAUAAUUUUUAAGCGAAGAUCGGCGAUUUUAUUCAUCGAUGUUAUACCUUUUAUUUUCCUUCGUUUAUAUUGUGAAAUCAAAAUGAUGUACCUAUCGAAUACAAUGACGAAUUUUACGAUUACGAUUUCGUUAUCGCAUUUUUCGAGAAUACGCUCAGAACUGUUCGUUAUAUAUUUUAAAAUAUUUAUGACAGAUGUUACUUUUUGUAUUCUAGAUUGGAUUUGUACGUCGUUUGUUUACUUUGUUUGUUUGUUUGUUUUUUUUGUCAUUUUGAAACUAUUAAAAAAGAUUCGAUUUUCUUUCAA
Molecule: messenger RNA, 4702 nt
Organism: Planococcus citri (citrus mealybug)
Lineage: Eukaryota; Metazoa; Arthropoda; Insecta; Hemiptera; Pseudococcidae
Product: MAP kinase-interacting serine/threonine-protein kinase 2-like
Exons: 8
Coding region: 533-1774 (413 amino acids)
Biological process (GO): intracellular signal transduction; protein autophosphorylation; peptidyl-serine phosphorylation
Cellular component (GO): cytoplasm; nucleus
Molecular function (GO): ATP binding; calcium/calmodulin-dependent protein kinase activity; calmodulin binding
Source: RefSeq, a predicted model, not a curated record